ACAGGAAAUGAGAAGCGCAAACCCACCCCAUUCAUUGCUUAGUCUGACUUAGUGCACGGCGUUGGUCACUUGAAUGAAUUUGUAACUGGAACUGGGAAUAGUAAUAAAAAAGGGACCGGACCGCGACAUACAAUCACGCCUAAAAAAUAAAAUAAAAACAAACAUUCUGCUUUAUCCUGCUGGAUUUGUGACCAGAUUGCGUGUUAUAGAUCAGAGCAGAGCAGGAAGGAAGGGUGAAAGGAUCCACUCCCUAGCGAAUCCCAAGGAUCUUUGACAAUGGAGCAGGUCUCAGAUGAGGAGGUUGACCAUGCAGCGGAGGAGGACAGUGACAAAGAGGACCAGGACCUCGAUAAGAUGUUUGGAGCCUGGCUGGGGGAGCUUGACAAGCUGACACAGAGUCUUGAUGAUGGGAAGCCAGAUCAGCUGAGGAAAUUGCCACGCCAUCAAGAGACCAACCUAGCCAACUUCUCCUAUCGCUUCUCCAUGUAUAACUUGAAUGAGGCUCUGAAUCAAGGGGAUGCCGUCGAUCUGGAUGCUCUUAUGGCUGACCUCUGCUCUAUUGAGCAGGAGCUGAGCACCAUCGGGUCCAAGCCAAGCUCAGCCAAGCACGCCCUGCCAACAGAACAGAAAGUCAGGCAGAAACCGCCGGCGGGGCGCUCUGGUGCUAAACACAGCAGCAGUGCACGGGCCUCCCCUUCCUCCACGGUGCGGGGCCACAAGCCCAUGCACUCCAACUACUCCCUGGACGACAUCACGGCGCAGCUGGAGCAGGCGUCCAUGAGCAUGGAUGAAGCGGCGCGGCAGAGCGGGCCCUCGCUGCCCCCUCCCACCAUCCAGCACCGCAGGACGGGCUCGGCGGGCACCGUGAGCGACGCUGACGUGCGCUCCAUCAGCAACUCCUCGCGCUCCAGCUUCAACUCUGCUGCCUCCAGCAUGGACUCCCUGGACAUCGACAAGGUGCUCCCACCUCAGGAGCUCGACAUCCUGCAGCAGGGCCAGCCCUCCACCGAGGAGGAACAGGCUGCCAAGCUGAAAGCAGAGAAGAUCAGAGUGGCUCUGGAGAAGAUCAAAGAAGCACAAGUAAAAAAGCUGGUGAUCCGAGUGCACAUGUCUGAUGACAGCUCCAAAACCAUGAUGGUGGACGAGAGACAGACAGUCAGGCAGGUCCUGGACAGCCUCUUGGACAAGUCCCACUGUGGCUACAGUCCGGACUGGUCACUGGUAGAGACCAUUUCUGAACUGCAAAUGGAGAGGAUCUUUGAAGAUCAUGAGAACCUGGUGGAGAAUCUGGUAAACUGGACGAGAGACAGCCAGAACAAACUCAUGUUCAUUGAACGCAUUGAGAAAUACGCCUUGUUCAAGAACCCACAGAACUACUUGCUGGGGAAGAAGGAGACAUCUGAGAUGGCAGACAGAAAGAAAGAAGCCCUGCUGGAGGAGUGUUUCUGUGGAAGCUCAGUUACAGUCCCAGAGAUUGAGGGAGUCUUGUGGCUUAAGGACGAUGGGAAAAAGUCAUGGAAGAAACGCUACUUCCUGCUCCGAGCCUCUGGGAUCUACUACGUCCCUAAGGGCAAAGCGAAAGUCUCGCGGGACCUGGUAUGUUUUCUUCAGCUGGACCACGUUAAUAUUUACUAUGGACAGGACUAUCGCAACAAGUACAAAGCGCCAAGUGACUACUGUUUAGCGCUGAAGUACCCCCAGAUUCAGAAGAAGUCUCAGUACAUAAAAUACCUCUGCUGCGAUGAUGUCAGAACCCUCCACCAAUGGGUGAACGGGAUUCGUAUUGCCAAGUAUGGAAAGCAGCUCUAUGUGAACUACCAGGAGGCAAUGAAAAGGACUGAGGCAGCAUACGAUUGGUCAUCCUUGUCCAGCUCGAGUAUUAAAUCAGGAUCCAGCUCAUCCAGCUUACCAGAGUCUCACUCAAACCACUCUGACAGCGGUGUGUCCGAUAGCCCGUCCUCAGGACAUGUUCGUUCCCAGAGCAUCGUCAGCUCCAUCUUCUCCGAGGCCUGGAAGCGGGGGACACAGAUGGAGGAGACUAGCAAGACCAGGUUGGAGUCCGUCAGCAGACCCUACCCCCUUCAGCUGCCUCAGCCUCCCCCCCAGACCAGGUUAAGCAUUUCUCAUGUUUCCCCCAGCCCUCCCCUCCCCCCAGCCACCACCACCACCACACCCCACCACUCCACCUCCCCUCCACCCAACCCGCCCCAGCAGGCAGCCCCUACCAUGUUUGCAAAGUACAGUACCAUCACCCGACUGCAGAGACGUUGCGUGUCAGGCACGCGGCAGCAAGGAGGCAAUCAGUUUAAACUGCCCUCCUUGGGCCAGCAGGCCCCUGUGUCACAGUCUGUGAAGCCCCAGAUAACCAUCCCAGCUGGAGCUAAUGUACCCCCUCCCCCUCCACCACCACCUCCGCCACCCCCACCAGUCCCUGGUUCAGCCAUGGCGGUGCUAAAACCAGGACCACUGAGCCCGGCUGUGCCACUUUUCAUGCCACCACCUCCAUCGCACCCGCAGAAAUUCCAGACCCACCUCCAGAAUAAUGGGAUUCCGCAUGCCCCACAGGCCCCGCCACAGUCUCCUCAGCCAAAGUUCCAGUCGCUUAGCAACAGCGGGUUCCAAGCAGCACUGGCUCAGAAAUUUUCAGACCUUCCCCAGAAUAAUGUAGGUCACAUGGCCGAGGUAGAACCUCCUCCUCCACCACCACUUCCAGCUCCAGCACCAGCUUCACAGGUUCCGGCCAAACCAUUUGGAGGAUUCCCACCACUAACUGCAGCCAAACCCCCUGCGCCCGGUGCUGUGCCAAUGCCUAUAUCUCCAGUGGCAACGAUGCCCCCUCCCCCUCCUGCACCAGCACAGCCACCUCCUCCACCAAUGAAGAAGCAGAAGAGCUUCUCAGCUGGCUACUCCUCUCUCACACCUGCCCAAAACCAACCUCCGCCCACCCUCCCCAAGCAGCACAGCUUCUCUUACAAAGCUCCUCCAAUGUCUGCACCUAUUUCACCAACCCCAACCCCAUCCCUAGUCAAGCAAAUGGCCAGCCAGUUCCCUGCACCCCCACCUCCUGCUCCUGCACAGCCAGAGCCCAAAGCAUUGCCCCCUCAGUCACCACCUGCUGUCAAAAUCAAACCCAAAUGGCAGCCUGGGGGCCAGCCUCAGUCCCCUGAAUUCCCCCCACCACCACCAGAGAGCAGCCUGGCCUUCCCUCCCCCUCCCCCUCCCUCCCCCUCCCCCUCCCCACACCAGCCGCUCCACCUGCCGCCAGCAAAGAGUGGCUCUCCAGUGAAGAAGGCCUCCAAGACAUCCAGCCCUGGCGGAAAGAGGCCGCCUCCAACACCCCAGCGGAACUCCAGCAUCAAAUCCACGAGUUCAACUGAGUACCACGAGUUGAAGAAAGUGGAAAGCCUGAAGAAUAAAUUCGGACAGGCUGCGGAAUCGUCAUCCCCAUCCUCCUCAGGAUCACCUUCUAAAGACACUACUGGACCCCCAGCCCCUCCGAAGCCAGGGAAGCUCAAUCUAUCCAACCUGCCCAUGGUCUUCCCACAGGGCAACGGCGGGACCAGGGAGCCCACAUCCGACUUUCCCUCUCCUCCUUCAGACUGUGACUUCCCACCACCCCCACCGGAGUACGAGCUGCUCCUCCCUCCCCCAGCCGAGCCCCCUGGUGCUCCCAAAGUGGCUGUUGUCAACCCCCAGCCCCAGGCGUGGAAUAAAUCCUCCCUGAAGAAGACUCCCCCACCCACACUGCCCCGGCGUAAUGACGGUACCCGUCUGUCUCUAGGGGAAGGCCCUGAGCCGCCUACAACACCUCCACCGCAUCAGCAGCAGCAGGAGGCCCCACAGCCUCCCACCUCACCCAAGGGAAACUUGUCUGUGCAGCCCAAUUUCCUGGCGGAUCUGAACAGGACUCUGCAAAGGAAGUCCAUCACCAGGCACAGUUCCCUUUCCUUGGCGCGGAUGUCCAAAUUAGAGCCGACAACCACCAUGGACGAUAUGGCCCUUCCGCCGCCCCCUCCUGAGCUUCUACUUGACCAACAGAAGCAGGGUUCCUACAUGUCCAGCAACAUCUCAGGCUAUGCAACACUGCGGCGUGGGCCCCCUCCUGCCCCACCAAAACGGGACCAAAGCACCAAACUCACUGGAGAGUGGUAAUGGCAAUACCAACAGACUGAACUGAUAUAAAGAGUAUUAAUCAUUACAGACCAGGAUGCCCUGUUAUAUCCUUAUAUUUCAAGACAGACCAAACAACCUUUACGGCUUUUCAAUGGUGUCUUUUUUCUGGUAACAUAGGCAAUUCUAUAACAUAACAUAACAAUGAAAAUGACUUUUGUUGCAAUAUAUUGGUACUGCAUGGGACUCAUUAUAAAUGAACAUGUUAUAUAAACACAUGACAGCGUUUUGGGAGGGGUGGUGGUGUAAGAGGUGGGGGAGAGGGUGGAAUAUAGUUAUAGUUUUUAUUUAAUUAGAUUCUAAUGACAUUUUAAGGUUUAACAAAUAUAAACUGUUGCUGCCCUUAUUAACCGCAAAACAGAUCUAUUAAAGUGAACUUUGUCAUGGUAUUCAUUUAUUUAAUUGGAAAGCAUUCUGGAUUCAAGUGUAUUUUUUUGUUCAUCUGCUUACUGUGCAUUAAGAAAGUGGUAUGCUUGCUUUUAAAAUGGUUGAAAUUUG
Messenger RNA from Polyodon spathula (Mississippi paddlefish), 4668 nucleotides. RefSeq names its product ras-associated and pleckstrin homology domains-containing protein 1-like. The record is from RefSeq and is a predicted model, not a curated record. Gene Ontology annotation, biological process: signal transduction. Gene Ontology annotation, cellular component: cytosol; plasma membrane. Lineage: Eukaryota; Metazoa; Chordata; Actinopteri; Acipenseriformes; Polyodontidae.